Molecule: messenger RNA, 1633 nt
Organism: Mirounga angustirostris (Northern elephant seal)
Lineage: Eukaryota; Metazoa; Chordata; Mammalia; Carnivora; Phocidae
Gene: HAT1
Product: histone acetyltransferase 1
Exons: 11
Coding region: 98-1357 (419 amino acids)
Biological process (GO): subtelomeric heterochromatin formation
Cellular component (GO): nucleus
Molecular function (GO): histone binding; histone H4 acetyltransferase activity
Source: RefSeq, a predicted model, not a curated record
GGGCGGGGGAAAUGCGUCAGAGAAUGAGCUCACUUCCGGCCAGGGAGCGCGCGGGUUGAUUCGUCCUUCCUCAGCCGCGGGUGCUCGCAGCUCGGAAAUGGCGGGAUUUGGUGCUAUGGAGAAAUUUUUGGUUGAGUACAAGAGUGCAGUGGAGAAGAAACUGGCAGAGUACAAAUGUAACACCAACACAGCAAUUGAACUAAAAUUAGUUCGUUUUCCUGAAGAUCUUGAGAAUGACAUUAGAACUUUCUUUCCUGAAUAUACCCAUCAACUCUUUGGGGAUGAUGAGACUGCUUUUGGUUACAAGGGUUUGAAGAUCCUGUUAUACUAUAUUGCUGGUAGCUUGUCAACAAUGUUCCGUGUUGAAUAUGCAUCUAAAGUUGAUGAGAAUUUUGACUGUGUAGAGGCAGAUGAUGUUGAGGGCAAAAUUAGACAAAUCAUCCCACCUGGAUUUUGUACAAACACAAAUGAUUUUCUCUCUUUGCUGGAAAAAGAAGUUGAUUUCAAGCCAUUUGGAACCUUACUCCAUACAUACUCUGUUCUCAGUCCAACAGGAGGGGAAAACUUUACCUUUCAGAUAUACAAGGCUGACAUGACAUGUAGAGGCUUUCGAGAAUAUCAUGAAAGGCUUCAGACCUUUUUGAUGUGGUUUAUUGAAACUGCUAGCUUUAUUGACGUGGAUGAUGAAAGAUGGCACUACUUUCUAGUAUUUGAGAAGUAUAAUAAGGAUGGAGCUACGCUCUUUGCGACCGUAGGCUACAUGACAGUCUAUAAUUACUAUGUGUACCCAGACAAAACCCGGCCACGUGUAAGUCAGAUGCUGAUACUGACUCCAUUUCAAGGUCAAGGCCAUGGUGCUCAACUUCUUGAAACAGUUCAUAGAUACUACAUUGCAUCUCCUUCUGUUCUUGAUAUUACAGCGGAAGAUCCAUCCAAAAGCUAUGUGAAAUUAAGAGACUUUGUGCUUGUGAAGCUUUGUCAAGAUUUGCCCUGUUUUUCCCGGGAAAAGUUGAUGCAAGGAUUCAGUGAAGAUAUGGCGAUAGAGGCACAACAGAAGUUCAAAAUAAAUAAGCAACAUGCUAGGCGGGUUUAUGAAAUUCUUCGACUACUGGUAACUGACAUGAGUAAUGCUGAACAAUACAGAAGCUAUAGACUGGACAUUAAAAGAAGACUAAUUAGUCCAUAUAAGAAAAAGCAGAGAGAUCUUGCUAAAAUGAGAAAAUGUCUCAGACCAGAAGAACUGACAAACCAGAUGAACCAAAUAGAAAUAAGCAUGCAACAUGAACAGCUGGAAGAAAGCUUUCAGGAACUUGUGGAAGAUUACCGACGUGUUAUUGAACGCCUCGCUCAAGAGUAGAGAUUAUUUGGCUCUGUACAGGAAGUUUGCAAUUUCUGUACAUUGUGUUGUGGAAAAUCUGAUGAUGACUUUAAUUUUAAACUCUUGUAACAUUUACUUACAUUAAAAGUUAUCUAUCUUAUCUUUAGUUGAAUAUUUUCUUUUGGAGAGAUUGUAUAUUUUAAAAUACUGUUUAGAGUCUAUGAGCAUAUAUUACAUUUUAAAAAAAUACAUAGCUUCUGAAAUACCACUGCAAUUGCUUCCCUUCUUAACAGUAUAAUAAAUGCUUAGUUGUGA